CUAACCCCAACACUCAGACUAAGAAGCAAUCCAAAGCACAAACCCUAGUUCCCUCCAUCCCCAGCAAGAGAAGAAGAAGAAGAAGAAGAAGAAGACCUCCUUCCAAUCCUUGAAGACAAAAUGUGGUUACGGCCACCGUACAAGGGAGCUGAUGUGGAGGCCGGCAGCGUGCGGCCGCUGUAUCCGACGAUGAUGGAGCCGCCAGAGCUGAGAUGGGCAUUCAUCAGGAAGAUCUACUCGAUCCUGGCCAUCCAGAUGCUGCUCACCGUGGCCAUCGCCGCCGUCGUUGUCUCCGUCCGCCCCGUCGCCGAGUUCUUCGUCUCCUCCGGCGCCGGCCUCGGUCUCUACAUCUUCCUCAUUAUCCUCCCCUUCAUCGUGUUGUGUCCGCUGUAUUACUAUUACCAGCAACAUCCGGUGAAUUAUCUGCUCCUGGGGAUCUUCACUGUUUCUAUCAGCUUUGCUGUUGGAUUAACUUGUGCAUUCACCAAAGGGGAGAUCAUCUUGGAGUCAGCCAUUCUUACAGCAGUGGUGGUGAUCAGUCUCACUUUGUACACUUUCUGGGCAGCCAGUAGAGGAUAUGAUUUCAAUUUCCUUGGUCCCUUCCUUUUUGCUGCUGUCAUGAUACUAAUGGUAUUUGCCCUCAUCCAGGUGUUUUUUCCAAUGGGAAGGAUAUCUUUGAUGAUAUAUGGAGGUUUGGCAGCACUGAUAUUCUGUGGAUACAUAAUUUACGAUACCGAUAACUUGAUCAAGCGGUAUUCAUAUGAUGAAUAUAUUUGGGCUGCCGUUGCUCUCUACUUGGACAUCAUCAACCUCUUUCUCUCUAUGCUCACCCUCUUCAGAGCAGCUGAUACUUGAGUUGAAACAAAUAUUAAUGUUCAAAAAGUGAAUGGACUCCUUGCCAUUUAUUUUGCUAUGGCAAGUUGUGUAAAUGUUUUUACCUUCAAUGAAAGAGUGGGUUGGCUUUUAUGUU
Molecule: messenger RNA, 970 nt
Organism: Dioscorea cayenensis subsp. rotundata (Guinea yam)
Lineage: Eukaryota; Viridiplantae; Streptophyta; Magnoliopsida; Dioscoreales; Dioscoreaceae
Product: protein LIFEGUARD 4-like
Exons: 4
Coding region: 121-855 (244 amino acids)
Cellular component (GO): membrane
Source: RefSeq, a predicted model, not a curated record